Somion occarium is the source of this 2014-nucleotide messenger RNA. The record is from the annotation of a GenBank genome assembly. NCBI's taxonomy places the organism in Eukaryota, Fungi, Basidiomycota, Agaricomycetes, Polyporales, Cerrenaceae.
ACUCGGAUGUGCAUUGAUCGCCAUGAUCAUUAAAAGGCCGAAUGCUAGAUAGUCGAUAAUAACUCAUUGUGGCCAGCCUCUCCGACAUUGGUGGUGAAACAUUUCUUUAUCAAACAGCUACUCUACAAUAUUUGGCAUGGCCGGAACCAUAAAACAUGGUGAAGCCUUGCAUAAGGGGCUCCGCAGUGAAUGGCCGGACUUCAGCGCGCGAUAGGAGUUACUCUGACGGCUUGGCGUCUUUCCCCUCAAGGCGUGGUCGGACCCUGUCGUUAUUACUCAUACAUAUGGAGCAAAUGGUUUCGCCAGAGAAAUGGGAUUGUGGUGUCAGUGUCAUGCAUAAUCAAGAUGACAAUUACCGAUUGUAGGUCCUUGGCCAGGGUGUCAGCUCACCAGAUGUGACCAGAUAUGGCAUUUGAAAGUCUCGGAUAUACUGGCAACAAAUAUAAAACGCCGUAGCUGUCCCUUUGCAUACUUUAGUCGUAUCUCCCCCCUCCUGCGGCACAAUUAUGACUGAAAACAAGGAGCCACCUUUCAUCCCUCUUUUCAUAGGAGGCGCUUUUCGGCCAUUAACCACAGAUACAACUUUUGACGUUCGGAACCCUGCAACAGGGCAGGUUGUCGAACAUGCUGCUGCUGCAUCUGCUCAGGAUUGUCAGCUCGCGAUAGAGGCCGCGGGUAACGCAUUUGACUCCUGGAAAGCUACGACUCCUGGCUUUAAAGCAGAUAUUUUCCGCAAAGUUGCAGAUUUAAUCAUAACAGCUCGAUUCCAGGAGAAAAUCAUCCAGACAGCGACGCAGGAAACAGGUGUGCCUCCCGAAACGGGCGCACUUACAAAUAUCACCGCAAUCCGUGACUACAUCCUGGCCGCCGCAGAGGGCCCAUACGAGGCGAAGGGUGAGAUCCUUCCUUCGGACUUUGGCGCAAAGGUCUUCGUGGAAAAGCGGCCGUUGGGCGUAAUUUUCAUUAUUUCUCCUUGGAAUUCACCACUAGGACUCAGUCUCAUUACGACCUUACCGGCUCUGGCUGCUGGGAACACUAUCGUACACAAAACUUCCGAGAACAGCCCUGGAACCCAGCUCAUAGCUGCAGAGCUAUUGAAAGAAGCCGGUAUUCCGGAUGGAGUAUUCAACGUAAUUCAUACAGCAAAAGAGGAUGCCGGAUCACGAGUGGCCGAGAUUAUUGCUCAUCCCCUUGUUCGCAAGAUUGGUUUUACUGGGAGCGACCACAUCGGUAGGAUCAUCGCAACAGAGGCAGCCAAAUAUCUCAAACCAGUCAUUCUGGAAUUGGGUGGCAAGGCUCCAGCCAUCGUUCUCAACGAUGCGAAGAUAGACGUUGCAGCUCGUGGCAUUAUUGCCGGGGCUUUGCUACACAGUGGCCAACUUUGUCUCAGUACCGAGCGGGUGAUAGUACAACGCGAGGUUGCAGCGAAACUUAUCGAGUGCUUGAAGGCCGUCGCGUCAAAAUUGAAAGCUGGAGAUGUGAACUCUACCGAUGCCAGGUUGGGUCCGCUCUUCAAUGAAAAUGCGGCCAAGGAGGUCGUCAGCAUGAUCAAAGAAGCCGUAGACGGCGGAGCCCAGCUGUUGUUGGGUGAUCUGAAGCAUGACGGAGCUUUCGUUCAACCUCAUAUUGUUCUUGGCACGAAACCUGGGACCCGUCUUUGGGACAGGGAGUCUUUUGGUCCAGUUAUAACCAUUGCGAUCGUUGAUACUGUGGACGAAGCCAUCGAACUUGCAAACGCUUCGAGCUACUCACUCACUUCUUCAUUAUGGACGAGCGACAUGCAGAAGGCAUUCGAGAUAGCUAGCCGGAUUUACGUAGACAAGGUAAAUGUCAAUGGUAUGACGAUGAGCUCCGAACCCAGAUUCCACCAAGAAGGGAAGGGGGGUUCUUCGGGUUAUGGCAAGUUUUGCGUGGACAGCUUCCUUCAUACCCAGUUGAUCUCCUUCCAAGACCCGGAAAAGCAGAUGUUUCCUCUCGUUGACUUCUAAACAUUUAUGUCUUAUCGAGGUUAAUU